AAAGCUGAGUCUGGAACACAUAAAACCCUUAAUCAACCCGAAACCCUGCUGCCGCUGCUGGUACUCCUGGUGCUGCUUACCUGUCAUCGACCAUGGCUUCGCAGUCUCGAAGAGGCGGACUCUCACUCCCGGACCGGCGAGGCUCUUCAAAGCAGGAACCAAACAUCCUGGCUAAAAUCAACAACACUCAAAUCGUAUCUAAAGGAAAGCAAGCAGCCUCCGACGCCGUUUUUGUCGCCAAAAAGCUUCUUAAAAGCACAGGCAAGGCCGCCUGGAUUGCCGGGACCACUUUCUUAAUCCUGGCCGUUCCUUUGAUUAUCGAGAUGGACCGUGAGCAGCAACUCAACGAGCUCGAGCUCCAGCAGCAAAGCCUUCUUGGUGCCCCGCCCGUUGGCCCUGCUCCACCCAAGUAGAUCCGAUCCGGUUAGAGAUUGUUAAUUUAUGCUGCGUUUCAUUUUUAGUCUCUGUUUAGGGAUUUGGAUUUACAGCUUUAGUAAUUGAUGUAUGUUGAUUCUCUCUCUUUAAAUUGAAUGUCUGGGUUUUGAAUGCAACGAUUAAAGCGGGUUUUGGUGAUUAA
Molecule: messenger RNA, 577 nt
Organism: Populus nigra (black poplar)
Lineage: Eukaryota; Viridiplantae; Streptophyta; Magnoliopsida; Malpighiales; Salicaceae
Product: mitochondrial import receptor subunit TOM9-2
Exons: 1
Coding region: 93-413 (106 amino acids)
Biological process (GO): intracellular protein transport
Cellular component (GO): mitochondrial outer membrane
Source: RefSeq, a predicted model, not a curated record